This is a messenger RNA of Diaporthe citri, 1440 nucleotides long. RefSeq lists its product as uncharacterized. Lineage: Eukaryota; Fungi; Ascomycota; Sordariomycetes; Diaporthales; Diaporthaceae. Gene Ontology annotation, molecular function: sequence-specific DNA binding; DNA-binding transcription factor activity, RNA polymerase II-specific; zinc ion binding. Gene Ontology annotation, biological process: DNA-templated transcription; positive regulation of transcription by RNA polymerase II. The transcript has a single exon. The record is from RefSeq and is a predicted model, not a curated record. The coding region runs from base 1 to 1440 and encodes 479 amino acids.
AUGAUUUGGAACUAUACGAACAUCCACCUGCCACAAUACCCGUGCGUGCAAGAACAGUGGCUGCGCCAGGUCUUCUCGCGUGUGUUUGCCGUCCACGGAGGAGACACAGAUGCCGCCCUGACUUUGGGAAUACCCCCUGAGUCUGGCCUGUCCCACUUCGACUACUUCGUUGCCUUCGUUUCGCUCGCCAUUUCAUCCAUCACACUGACCUGGAAGAACGAGACCCAAGCCCGAACGGCCUCUGACGCCUUUUUUGCCAUCUCACUGCAGCACCUCCGGCUCGUCCUUGGGGCCACCGAAGUCCAAAAGCUUCAAAUCUCACUUCUCCUUGCUCACUAUGCCCACAUGAGUCCAGGGAAGGUCGAUAAUUGGGCCUGCAUCUCGAAUGGUGUCAGACUGGCCCUCGAACUCGGCCUUCACAAGCGGUCUCCAGACUUGGCCUCACACGGUCAGCUCUUCUGGGUUCUUUACGGCAUGGAGAGGUCGCUUUGCACUCUGCUCAGGCUGCCUCUCACCUUCCCUGAGGAGUGUGUCACUGCUUCUCUACAUAUCCCAAAUUUUAAUGCCAUCAACAACGAUGACACCAAAAGGCAGUCGUCCGCGACUCACCUCUACCGCCUACGAGCGAUGGAAACGGAGAUAUACCGCGUCUUGUACCUCCAGGACCCCAAAGCUCUGGUCGAGCAUGCAGACCUCGAUGUUUGGAUCAGGAGUAUCACAAACCGUCUAGACGAGUGGCUCGAGACGGCAGAGGGCUUCUCGAAGUACCAGAUGUUCGAGUUCAGGAUGGUCCAGCACUCGUCUGUCAAGUCCCGCGUCUACCGCCCCACGCCGCGCCUGGAGGUCAGGACGCCUGAAGACCGCCGCACCUGCUUCGCUGCCUGCUCAGCGCUGGUGGAUGACUAUCAGCAGCAGACGAGGCGCCGGCGUCUGUUCUAUCCCUGGCACGCCGUACACAUCCUCUACGAGGCAGCAAUCGUGAUGCUGGAGGCUUGUUGGGCCUUACGAGACUACGUACCAGCCAGGCAAGAAGCCCGACAGAUCCUCGCGGUCACCAUACCGGACUGCUUGGUGCUCCUGACCAAGGUCGGAGAGUCGUGGGAUGACGCUGCCCUCUGCUCGAAAUAUCUCAUGCCGAUAGUGGAUGAGGUUACCGUUGCGUUCAGGGUCAGGAUCAUGGCCGGCAUUGUGUCUCCGCACAAGGUCUCGGAGGCCGAGACGACAGAGAAGCUGCGGAAGCUCCUCUUUCCUGAGGGUCCUCCGUCUUGGAGUGCAGCGGAGUCAUCGGAGUCGCUGGCGGCCGAGCCUGAGGUACCUGCUCCCUUGCUGGAUAGCAGUGCUCUCGGUGGGCUUGAGGAGUUUAACUGGGAUGCGGAUUGGAAUUUCCUGCAGGACGUGUCACCUGUGUUUACGAAGGAUACUCCGUGGGCAUCGACUUAG